CAAUGACCCAGUAGUAGUGUCUGUGUGUCCGUGUGUGGGUGAGUGAGACAUCAGUUCGGAACUGUUUAACUCUUACACACGGAGCAGGUCACACAGGUGGCGUUCAGAAUGAAUUUCCUCCUGGAGACUCUGCGUGUGCUGGUGCUCUCGGUCUAUUACAUCCUGGAAUCCUGGGUGAAAUUCCUCCUGCCAGUAGGGAAGAAGAGUCUGGCUGGGGAGACGGUGCUGAUCACCGGAGCGGGCAGCGGCAUCGGGCGCAUCAUGGCCACCGAGUUCGCCAGCAUGGACGUCACGCUGGUGCUGUGGGACAUCAACCUGGACGGGGUGAAGGAGACGGCUCAGGCGGUUAAAGAGAAGAGCGCUCGGAGUGUGCACUACUAUCAGGUUGACUGCAGCGAUCGGGCUGAGGUGUACCGAGUGGCAAAGCAGGUUAAACAGGAAGUUGGAGACGUCACUAUCCUAAUCAAUAAUGCCGGCAUCGUCACCGGCAAGAAGUUCAUGGAUUCUCCAGACACCCUCGUCGAGAAGACGCUCCAAGUUAACACGAUGGCUCACUUCUGGACGUACAAAGCAUUCCUUCCAGCGAUGACGGAGAAAAACCACGGCCACCUGGUCUCCAUCGCCAGUUCCGCAGGACUGAUCGGUGUUAAUGGUCUUGCAGAUUAUUGCGCAAGCAAGUUUGCUGCCGUGGGCUUUGCCGAGUCUGUAGCUCUGGAGCUAAUAGCCACGGGAAAAGACGGCGUCAAGACGACUAUAGUGUGUCCGUAUUUCAUCAACACAGGGAUGUUUGACGGCUGUGGCACAAAAUGGCCGCAUUUCCUUCCCCUCCUGGAACCUGAAUAUGUUGCGAAGAAGAUCUUGAACGCCAUUCAGACAGAACAGCCCUUUCUUUUAAUGCCAAGGAGCAUGUACCUUUUAAACUUUUUGAAAAGUUUCCUGCCGUUUAAGGAUGCCGUGAUCCUGGGCAUGUACUUCGGAGCUUUCAACUUCAUGGACACUUUCAAAGGAAGACAAAAGAAACUGAAUUAAUCCGAGAACCAAACUAUACAUCAGAUCCCGAAUGUGUUCCAGUGGUGCCUUGUUGAACCUGCAUUAUUGAGUCUGUUUACACUUGACGAACCGUCCACUUGAAGGGCAUUCUUUACUUUGUUAGACAUCGAUGUGUACGAUCAAAGACAUUAAUACACUGCUGGUAUUUGAGUUUUAGUUUUGAGUUUAAUUUUUUUUUUUUCUUUUUAAGUUUAGAAAUGUUACGAAAUACACUGAGGGACAUCAUUUUGUUUGUUAACAUACAAUAGUUUAUUAAAUAUUAGAAAUUAUCAGUUUAACAGCAAACAAAACAGAACAUUUUCACUGUCAGGAAGCAGCUGUCAGUUUUUGAUGCCUGUUUUGAAAUAAAAUAUUUUGAAUGAUGUUUUCAUUCUGUAUAAAAUUGAAACCAUAAAAGACUAA
This is a messenger RNA of Clarias gariepinus (North African catfish), 1452 nucleotides long. It is a transcript of the gene sdr16c5a, whose product is annotated as short chain dehydrogenase/reductase family 16C, member 5a. Gene Ontology annotation, molecular function: oxidoreductase activity, acting on the CH-OH group of donors, NAD or NADP as acceptor. Gene Ontology annotation, cellular component: lipid droplet. NCBI's taxonomy places the organism in Eukaryota, Metazoa, Chordata, Actinopteri, Siluriformes, Clariidae. Bases 109 to 1029 code for a protein of 306 amino acids. The transcript is spliced from 8 exons. The record is from RefSeq and is a predicted model, not a curated record.